AAUUUUGACAAUGAGACGAUAUAUUUCUUACACUGUCGUAUCGAUAGAUCCGCUGUCGACAGUCGGGUCACAAUUGGCUAAUUCGGUCGCAGAUUCACAUCAAUUUCGCACACCACAGAUAGGUGGCACAAUCGCGCGAAAUACGCCCGCUGCUAGCACACGCAUGCCUCUCUGCACCUAAACACCCCACACAUGUGCAUGCAAUCUGGGAGUACUUCAAUUUUAAUUUGAUUUUGCACCCAGAUACAAGUUGUACACUUGCGCAUCGACGCUGUGACCUUCGCAGGAUUGGGUCUCGUCUCGUGUCUUCUGCACCGCUUUCAUUGUCAGUGUCAAGAAGAAAAAUCAAUGGAGGACUUGACACCAUUAACCAACCUUCAACAGUUGAUUUUCAUUCUGUUUAUUAUGAUUUCUUACAGUUUUAGUUCCAAUAAUUCCACAAUAACUACUGUGCAUUCCCAAUAUUUUGUGACUUAUUAUCCAUUCCGAUUCCGGAGGGUGCGGCACGCAAGAAAAAGAUGACGGAACGCCAACCGUUGCUGCUCCAAAGCGAUGCAUCGGACUAUGAGGCUAGCCGGGGACCAGCACGACCGGCCCGCAGCUCGCCGCCUGACAACACGCUCGUUAAUGUCCACAGCGAGGACAGCAUAGCAGUGCAUGCGGCAGCCUCGGCCUCGGGAUCCGGAGACGAAGAUCAGGCGGCUGUGGACAAGGGCAGCUAUAAUCCCUCUCUCCAUCGCACCCUGGAACAUCCGACAUCCAACUCUGAGACACUGGUGCAUCUGCUGAAGGGUAACAUUGGCACUGGCAUUCUGGCCAUGCCGGACGCCUUCAAGAAUGCCGGUCUCUAUGUGGGUCUCUUUGGUACGCUAAUUAUGGGAGCCAUUUGCACGCACUGCAUGCACAUGCUGGUCAACUGCUCCCACGAGCUGUGCCGGCGGCUGCAGCAGCCGGCCCUGGACUUUUCAGAUGUGGCCUACUGCAGCUUCGAGACGGGACCGUUGGGUCUGCGGCGAUACUCUCUACUGGCCAGGCGGAUCGUUACCACGUUUCUGUUCAUCACACAGAUUGGGUUCUGCUGCGUGUACUUUCUGUUUGUGGCGCUGAACAUCAAGGAUGUGAUGGAUCACUACUAUAAGAUCAAUGUGCACAUAUAUUUGUUGAUAAUGCUGAUGCCUAUGAUUGUGCUGAAUCUGGUGCGGAAUCUCAAGUAUCUGACUCCCGUUUCCCUCAUUGCGGCGCUACUCACGGUGGCCGGACUGGCCAUAACCUUCUCGUACAUGCUGCACGAUCUGCCCGACGUGCACACGGUCAAGCCGAUAGGUACAUGGGCCACGCUGCCCCUCUACUUUGGAACAGCCAUCUACGCGUUUGAGGGCAUCGGUGUGGUGCUGCCGCUUGAGAACAAUAUGCGAACACCCGACGACUUUGGCGGUACCAGGGGCGUUCUCAACACGGGCAUGGUAAUCGUCGCCUGUCUGUACACAUCUGUGGGCUUCUUUGGCUACCUGAAGUACGGCGAAGACGUCAAGGGCAGCAUUACACUUAAUCUGCCGCAAGGCGAUGCCCUCUCGCAGCUGGUGCGACUUACUAUGGCCGUGGCCAUCUUCCUCUCGUAUACGCUUCAGUUUUAUGUGCCCGUUAAUAUUGUAGAGCCGUUCGUUCGCAGCCAUUUUGACACUACGCGGGCCAAGGACUUGGCAGCGACUAUCCUACGAACAGUGCUGGUCACUUUCACUUUUCUGUUGGCCACCUGCAUUCCCAAUCUGGGCUCUAUUAUUUCGUUGGUGGGAGCCGUCAGCAGCUCUGCAUUGGCUCUCAUUGCGCCGCCAAUUAUUGAAAUUAUUACGUACUAUCAUGUGGGCUAUGGCCGCUACAAUUGGAUGCUAUGGAAGGACUUCCUUAUCCUGAUCUUUGGACUAUGUGGCUUUGUCUUUGGCACUUGGGCAAGCCUGGCUCAAAUUUUAAACGAUAGAACUCAUUAAACAGGGAAAAGUGUGUGCGAAUUUACGAAUGUCGAAGGCUUUACGUAGCAGUCGCGAACUCUACGAAUAUUUAUAUAAUUAGGUUGUUUGCCCCCUUUUUUAAAACGUGCAUCGGGCACAGUGGCGGUGCUCAAAUUUGAUUUUAUUUAUUUUUUGUCCACGAAUCAGUUGCAAUUCUGUGUUAUCCAUUAGCUACAAUUCUUGUACCAGACAAUAACUAGCAUUUUAAGUAUACAAUUUUACAUAUAUGUAGUUUUUUCUUGAUUUAGUUUUACAGUUUAAAGGAGGAUUUUAUUCGAGGACCGCGCCGCGCACAAUGCCAAAAGUGAUUUUUUCUCGUAGUAUUCUUAAAUAAAUUAUUGUUUAGAUUUUACUAUGGAUCCGCAGUAGUCUAGGCCGGAUCGGUGUAGAUCUUUCCAAAACAACGGCUAAGAAUUUACCAGAAACGAACUUUAGCUAUAGCCUAACCACAUACUUUUAUCGUUAUUAUAUACUCCAUAAAGGGUCCCCCAAUCUUCUGUAUAUACAUAUGUAUUCGGUGUAUCCACAAAAUGUUCUUUAAUUGUUCAUGCAGUAACAAAAGACAAUAAUUAAUGUAAUGUUUAUAAAAACCAA
Drosophila pseudoobscura is the source of this 2600-nucleotide messenger RNA. Its product is annotated as proton-coupled amino acid transporter 1. The transcript is spliced from 7 exons. Gene Ontology annotation, biological process: amino acid transmembrane transport. Bases 519 to 1985 code for a protein of 488 amino acids. Gene Ontology annotation, molecular function: L-amino acid transmembrane transporter activity. The record is from RefSeq and is a predicted model, not a curated record. NCBI's taxonomy places the organism in Eukaryota, Metazoa, Arthropoda, Insecta, Diptera, Drosophilidae.